AUGAAGACAAGUUUACAAAGUAUUGCUAUAUCCGCGGUUGUGAAAAGGCUGUUCAUCCCUAGGGUGUAUACACAUCCACCAGUCAACCCCGCGUUCAAUCUCAAGGUACAGACAGGGCUCCACGGCUUCGGCUAUACCACUUCGGCUCCCAGAAGAUUACCAUCCAUCUACCGCAAUAUGACUUCUCUUCCAACUUCUCAGAAGGGGGUUUUAGUCUCCAAGAUAGGAGGCCCCGAAGUCCUUGAGUAUAGAAUGGACUUGCCCGUCCCUUCACCCAAGGAAGGGGAAGUCCUUGUCAAAAACAAUCUUACUGCCAUUAAUCUCAUCGACACAUACUUCAGGAAGGGUGUAUAUGACUCUACCAAACCUGAGAUUCUGGGCAAAGAAGGCGCUGGUACCAUUGUUGCGUUAGGUCCCGGCCCGAACCCUUACAACUUCGCUGUUGGUGAUCGCGUAGCAUGGAUCGGAACUGCAGGAUAUGCAGAGUACAGCACCCCACCAGCAUACAGAGUAGCAAAGAUUCCCCAGGGUGUCUCCGACGAGGAUGUGCUCGCCGUGUUACUGACUGGUGCCACUUGCCUUUCCUUCAUCCGGGAAGCAUACGAGGUCAAGAAAGGUGACUGGAUUCUUCUUCAUGCUGCGGCUGGCGGAGCAGGUAUCAUCAUGACCCAGUUGCUCAAGCUAGCUGGUGCCAAAGUCAUCGGCACUGCGGGGGGGCCUGAAAAGGUUGAACUCGUCAGGGGCCUGGGUGCGGAUGUGGUUAUUGAUUAUAAGAGCACGGAGGGUGCUAAGUGGCUGGAUAAGGUGAUGGAGGUCACCGGUGGCGAGGGUGUGAACGCAGUGUACGAUUCAGUGGGCAAGGAUACCUGGGAAGACAGUCUCAAGGCUGUCAGGCGGAAAGGAUCUGUAGUUUUCUUCGGAAACUCUAGUGGUGUUGUGCCUCCAUUCCCAAUUUCGAUGCUCGCAGGGAAGAAUAUUAAGAUAUGCCGCCCUGUUCUCUUCAAUUAUAUAUAUACCCGUGAAGAGUUUGACCUAUAUAUGAACGAACUCUUCCAGUUGCUUGAGGCAGGGAAGUUAAAAACAAGCAUCUAUAAGAUAUACCCACUUGAGGAUAUUCAGCAAGCACAUAAG
Messenger RNA from Trichophyton verrucosum HKI 0517, 1131 nucleotides. RefSeq lists its product as uncharacterized. The annotation marks the transcript as partial. Lineage: Eukaryota; Fungi; Ascomycota; Eurotiomycetes; Onygenales; Arthrodermataceae. The transcript has 2 exons. Gene Ontology annotation, biological process: cellular response to oxidative stress. Gene Ontology annotation, molecular function: zinc ion binding; quinone reductase (NADPH) activity. The record is from RefSeq and is a predicted model, not a curated record. Gene Ontology annotation, cellular component: cytoplasm.